GAUUACAAAAAGCAGAGAGAAACAAAGAAAAAAAAAUGCCAAAAUUAUUUUUAAGUGUUAUUAUAUUAUUCUUAAUUGUCACCAAGGUCGAAUGUAAAUGUGGACCAAAUGAGCUGCUAAAUCAUAAUGGAAUCUGUUUAAGUCCGGUGGGUCUACCCGACUGCAAUCCCUCCGAAUGCGGUGAAUUUAUGAAGUGUAACCAAUUGAAUGAAUGCGUUUGUUUAGAGGGUUUUGAGGAGUACAUGGACUAUAAAGACUAUAGAAUAAAAUGUUGGAAAUCCAUUCCUAAAGUGUCCCCAAGUUCUACAGAGAAAAUUUACACUUUAGAAUCAGUAUGGCAGCAGGUAUUACCAAAAAAUCAAGCACAUAAAGGCGAGGAUGUAAAUACUUCAACGGCGAAAAAUUCUGAGAAGCAAACAACUGUAGCAUUAACUAAAAGCCAAGAUGAGUCGCUUAAUGCCAGUACUUCUAGCUCGCCGGAAGGACAUUCAACCACAGAAGUAUCUCUAACUAAUGCAACAACAGAAAACAAAGAAGCAUCAACUCUAGGUACUGAUUCUACAAAACCAUUUCAAACGAAUACAACAGCAGAAGACACGGAACCAUCUGCUUUUGGUAGCGAAAACUCGAGUAAGGAAAUUUUUGUCUAAGAUGAACCAUGAUUC
This is a messenger RNA of Stomoxys calcitrans (stable fly), 665 nucleotides long. RefSeq lists its product as uncharacterized. The transcript has 2 exons. Bases 36 to 650 code for a protein of 204 amino acids. The record is from RefSeq and is a predicted model, not a curated record. NCBI's taxonomy places the organism in Eukaryota, Metazoa, Arthropoda, Insecta, Diptera, Muscidae.